Serendipita indica DSM 11827 is the source of this 4059-nucleotide messenger RNA. The record is from the annotation of a GenBank genome assembly. NCBI's taxonomy places the organism in Eukaryota, Fungi, Basidiomycota, Agaricomycetes, Sebacinales, Serendipitaceae.
AUGCCUCGUCCACGAUCUUCUACAUUUUACCUCCCUCUUGCACCUGCAGAUGCACCGCUGAGCCUGAAAGCAAAGUUGUCCGUGCUCCCUCCGAGCGCUGCCAACGCGCUGCUCGCCCCGCGGAAUCCUCCAGCCACAACGCCAUCGACACAUACGCCUGUUCCUCCUCUAGACGCUUUAUCAACAACGCAGUCAUCCACAGUGCCGGUACUGGAAGACGAGUGUGCACGUCUGGAGCGUGUCCUCGGUCUCUGCAAUAAUACACCGUUUGGCAACCCUUCUGGAUCACGCAGGAACACGAGAAGACACACGGAUGCUCCCCUCCCGCAACUCUAUCAAACCCCCGGUGUUAAUCCAUUCUCACUCCCGCUCCCAAAGCCCGAUUCCCACUCGUUGGCGACGACCGAGAGCGUAACCGACCUCGCUGAUCCCCGUCCGACACUUGUUGACCCUGUCCUUUGCUUUACUUUUAUUAUCGGCAACCUCGUCCCUGUAUUCAUCGGUUCAACCUUGAUUGGCCUCCGUGCGGAAUCCCCUAUGGCGUCUGUUUCAUUUCCGUAUCCCUUGACCACGGAAAAUGGGCUCUCGACCAUGUGCGACGCGUGUGUUUGGACGGGCCUCGCCUCGACGCAACCCUUUGCAACCGCAACUCGACCGUGUUUUUCCCUACGCGAAACGCUAUUUGGACGAAACCAAUAUACGUCCGUCGAAACACGGAAAUUGACAUGUAUACAGUCACUAGCUUCGACAAGCACACUCGGCACCAGUGCCGUUGUUGCCGCUCCCGCCGUGGCAAUCUCGACCUCUGGACCAAGUGCCAGCUCGACCUCGCCUCGUAUCGGAGCUAGCGAGAUGGAUGCCUUUGCAAGCGCAUGUGCAUUUGGAGCGGAGGACAUGGCUGCCGCUCCCGUCGAAACCCCUGAAGAGGGCGAGAUCCAAGCGGUUAUCGAGACAACGAUCACAAAUCUCAGUGCCCCAAGUUCUUUAUCGCGACCUACAUCUGCAACCAAACCCUCACGACCGGCGACGGCCGACAGACGGAGAUUGAGCAUGGUUCCGUGUGGGCUGCCCAAGAUCUGGGCCUGUCGAACGCUGCAUCCAUCCAAACUCUGUUCGUCCGUUUCAGCAGACGAGACUGCAGCGCCUGUACGACGGACGGUCCUCGUUCCAAACCAACUUGUACUCCCAUCCUCGAUCGCAUCUUGUGGUUCUCUCCAUCCUUCGGACACUCGACAUCUCCUCCCGAGGCAAUUUCGCAUGUCCUUCCCACCCCCUCCGCCACCGUGUCCUGCGGCUACCGCGGCUCCCGAGGAGUGUGCGCCCUGUACUGAUGGGAUCAAUACAGGGUUGACCACCGCUGGACUCUCGACAGCUACUUUUGCGAGUACCCACUCACCCGCGGACGAGACUGCAGUCUCACCCGGUGGCGGUGAGGUUACCACCUGUACUCAAAUGGAGGUUAUCGUUGGUGAUGGCACGUCUGAUCGCGUGAUGCCACAGGCUUUGCCGCCACCACCAACACAGCUCGACAAAUCGCCUGUUCGUAUUACACUCACCCCUCCUGGCCCUCAAUCGACGUCGUCUGCACAGCCCUCUUCCACCCCGUCGACACCUCCACCUCGCCAACGAUAUCGUCUUGCGCCACUCUAUCUCCACAAAGUCCUUCGUCGCUCGCUCGGUGCUACUGCAUGGUCACGCGCCGAGACGGUACGCCUUGCGCGUGCCGUCGAACAGGCCUGUGGAGUUGCGCUCGUUUCGCAGGCUUCGACCGUAUCUUCGUCCAGUUCAACGAUUGGUCGACAUACACAGUGGGAUGAUAUCGUGCGCGCUGGCUACCAUCUCCCACCUGUGGACACGACGAGCGACUUGAGGAGCAGUCUUGUGUGGACGGCGCUGCGUUUUCAGGCCAACUCUGCUGGGGGUGCUAAUGUCUGGAUCCAAAACGUUUUCGAUUCGGCCGAAUGUGCAUGGGACAUUGAUUUGGAGGAUGAAGAAGACGAUGCGGACAUGGAGAUGGAUUUCGACAAUGAAAACUUUGAGGCAGAGUCGACCUUUGUGCGCGAGAGUGCACCCGAGCCGGAAGAACGGAGACCAGUCGUCCUCGAACCCACGUCGCCACACACGCCCGUCGAAAACAAUCACGAGCCACCGACGCGCGUGCCUGCGUCGAAUGUUGGGCUCAGGUUGGCGGUCACAAAGCCCGAGUUGGAAGACACACGUUCGCCUUCGCCGGAUGGAUAUGGUGGAUACGCUGCUGUGGGCAAGUUUACGUGGGAUUCGGAAUGGCCUGCGAAUCCGACAAUUGCACGUCCGCCGACGGGGAUUGCACGGCAAUGGUCUGUCGACGACAAGAUGUCAACUUGGCGCAUGGACGAAGACGGCCCGCCCGCGACGCCGUAUCAUCCUGUUCUCUCGCCUUCGACGUGUUCUUCUUCGUCGUCUGCGAGCACCUCUUCUGGGUUGCUCGCGCCGUUUUCGCAGGAUGAAGAGGAAACAUUUUCCGAUAUUCACCACUUCAAGAGGACGACAGCUAUUCGCCGCUACCAGAGGAAGAAGAGGAAGUGUUCCGAUACUCGGCGUCUCAUCCAGACGAAAUGGAGGUCGACUUGGAUACUCGAUCCCUAUCUCGCUUUCACCUCGUUCCCUCCGCCACCGCUCAUUGGCACCAAGAUUUCGUCCUGCGGCGAAAGCGAGGAUGAGAGUGAUUCAGCAGUAGCUCAAGAGCGUGGAGACGAGUUUUACGACGUCCCAUCGCCCACUGCCGGCGUGUUUGUCAUCCCGCCUUCACCGUUGACAAAGACGACGUUUGGCCAGCCUUCUCCCUUGACGACGAGCUUUGCCUAUUCGAGUCCGACAGUUGGUGGGGCUAGUACCCCCACGUCUGCUUCACGCUUUGCGCAACAGCAACAGCAGCCAGCAUUAGUCGACGACGACCCGCCUCGACGGUCGUUGGAGCGCAUCCGAUCCUCUCGACGGUCCAUGGAGAGGAUUGGGCCUGCCAAGCGGUCGAUGGAGUGGAUCAAGCCCGCGGGAAGAAGCGAAUACUCUCAUGAGCCGUCUAGUCCAACGUUGGUUGCGCCCCGUCCUCGUCGUGCCUCGCGAGCGUUGGAGAAUGUGUUUAGUCGACAGUCUCCGGUCUUCAAGACGUCUGCACUCCCCAAUUCGCCAACGUCGACGCUCCCUUCUUCUCUCCUUGUCUCCCCACCCUCCUCGGCUUUGCUUCUCCCAACCUCGCCACCGUCUUCGAACUCGCAUCUUCCGACGUCACCACCUCUCUCGGCAUCAAGUCCUCCGCUGUCGCCACCGAUGACCAAAGCAGGUGUGGCUGCGUGGACGUUUGGGUCCCUGAAGAGCGCGCUCUCAAACUCGGUCACUCAUCUUGUCGAACUCGCACGUAGUCGGAGUCCGUCGCCGUUGCCUUGGCUCAUUCGAGGAUCUGGGAUCGCCGCGUCCUCUGCCACUUCCAGUGCGACGACGUCGACACCCUUGACGCUCUCCGGUGCUGCGGCGGCGCUUGCCCAGGCUACCACCCCAGUUGCUCGCCCUGUCGAGGAGGGUCAGGAAUCUUCCACGCACACCCGCGACCCGUCUUCAGAAGAGCUCGAAGCCGAGCGGUCGAGUUGCGUCACACCCACACCGACGUCAUCACGCCCUCGACGUGCCUCUUCGACGACGAUUACCAAAGUCGAUGCUGUCGCGGCUGUUAUACCUGUUCCUCAGGUCCAGUUGGAAACGACGGCUGGCGAGGUUGUGGUUGGGACCAGUCCCCCGCCCAAGCGCACGCUCUCGACGAGUUCGUUGUCGAGUCUGGAGAGCGAGCCAGAGUCGGAGAGUGGUAGUAGUGGUGGUGUCUUUUCUCGUAGUCCGUCUCCGGAACCGGAUUCGCGCGCUUGGGAUGCUUCUUCCCUCACCCCUCGAUCACGACCCAUCUCGGCAGACGCAAAGGGAGCUGCGUCGAAUAGUGGUAGACUGUCGCCGAUGAUGAUCCCUGGUAGUUGGGACCCUAAUGAGCUCCUUUGGGACGAUGAGGAUGUGGCCAACGAUCAACUCCGCAUUUAA